Messenger RNA from Arabidopsis lyrata subsp. lyrata, 1725 nucleotides. Its product is annotated as signal recognition particle 54 kDa protein 3. NCBI's taxonomy places the organism in Eukaryota, Viridiplantae, Streptophyta, Magnoliopsida, Brassicales, Brassicaceae. Gene Ontology annotation, biological process: SRP-dependent cotranslational protein targeting to membrane; SRP-dependent cotranslational protein targeting to membrane, translocation. The record is from RefSeq and is a predicted model, not a curated record. The transcript is spliced from 10 exons. Bases 298 to 1326 code for a protein of 342 amino acids. Gene Ontology annotation, cellular component: signal recognition particle, endoplasmic reticulum targeting; cytosol. Gene Ontology annotation, molecular function: GTP binding; endoplasmic reticulum signal sequence receptor activity; 7S RNA binding.
AAAACACAGAAUCUUUCUUCUGUGUCUUCUGUUUUUGUCUCGACACACCAUAACCGUCCGAUCUCAUCGACUAAGAACGCUUCUUUAGCUUAACACCUUCAAAAACAAUAUACCAAGGCCCAUACACUUACCAAAUCGGGCCAAUCCUGCCGAUUUGGGUCGACUACAGACUCAAUCAAGGAAUCAACCACGUCACCAAAAACUACAAUCCCUAGGAGUAGGAUUGCUGGACUCGAACCACCUAAGCACCAUGGAAUAGUCAACCAUACUCUGGCGACCGAAUCUCUAAUUUUGUCGAUGGCGUUGGAGGAAGUGAGAGGUAGGAUAGGCCGGUCCUUUGAAGAGAUGCGUAAAACAAGCAACAUGGAUUGGAUGAGAUUGAAGAGUUGUUUGGACGAGAUCACAUGCGCUUUGCUUGACGCCGAUUUUCCUAGAUUGGCCGUGGAUGAGAUUGAGAGGAAUAGUCAGGAAAUUAUCAAUCUCCCUAAGGCGUCCAAGAGGAAGGGCAAACUAAUCUACGAGGUGAUGUUAGCUAAGCUCUCUAGUAAGCUAGAUCCGGGAAAAUCUGCACUCAUCCGGGGAAAGCAUGAACCUAGCAUAGUCAUGUUCAUCGGAUUACGAGGUGUUGACAAGACCAAAACGUGUGCCAUGUAUGCUCGUUACCACCGGAAGAAGGGAUUCAGACCAGCUUUAGUGUGUGCUGAUACUUUCAGAAUCGAUGCUUUUGUCCGGCUCAACAAGGCUGCGAAAGAUGAGGUUCCAGUUUACGGAAGUUACACGACAGAUCCUGGAACACUUGCCGCUGAAGGAAUCGCAAAGUUCAAGAAUGACAAGCGUGACCUUAUAAUUGUAGACACCAGUGACCGGCAUAAACAGUAUUCCACAUUGUUUGAAGAGAUGCGCCUACUAGCCGAAUCAAUGAAUCCAGCUCGUGUUGUAUAUGUCAUGGAUAGCAGUAUUGGUCAAGCUGCAUUUGAUCAAGCUCAAGCAUUCAAGCAAUGUUUCCCUCGUGGAGUUGCCAUUAUUACUAAUAUACACGGCAACGCUAAAGCCUGUGGUGCUAUCAGCGCUGUUGCAGCAGCAAAGUGUCCCAUGAUAUUAGCUGAAACGGGAGAGAAGAGAGAGGAUUUUGAAGCAUUUGAAGCUGAAGCUUUUGUCAGGAGUCUCUUGAAAAAUCCAUGGGAUAAGCCCUAUGAAUAUACUUUGAGACUAAUGUAUCAUUGUUAUAGGCGAGAAUUAGGAUUGGAGAAAAAUUUGCUUUCCCACCUUGGUCCUUCUAGGUGUUCGAAGCUAAACCAGAGAAGUAUAGGCGGUGCACGACAAUAAUGGAGUCCAUGACAGAUGAAGAGCUUGAUAACCCAAACGUAACGCAAAUGAGCGAGGAACGGAUGAUGGAGAUAGCUGAAGCAUCAAAAGUAGAUGUGAAACAAGUUGUGCAAAUGAUGAUAACGUUCAAGAUCAAGGCCAAGGGGGUUAUGGAGCUUGAGGAGAGGAGUCGCAAUGAAUCUGAUAGACCGCCCAAAUUAAAUUGCGCUUUUCCAACGUCUGAGCUUACAAAUUAUGCAUAAUAUGCUUUUUGAUUAUUUGUUUGGAUUCGUUACUAAGUAUUUAUAUCAGAUACGUAUGUGUAAAAAACAAAUAAAUUUGUAUAACUAUAUGUGGUAAUUUGGGUUGUAUGGAUAAUGACCGGAAGACCAGUUUUUUGUACGGUCGGAUAUUUUUCAA